Molecule: messenger RNA, 2415 nt
Organism: Varanus komodoensis (Komodo dragon)
Lineage: Eukaryota; Metazoa; Chordata; Lepidosauria; Squamata; Varanidae
Gene: PARVB
Product: parvin beta
Exons: 13
Coding region: 363-1460 (365 amino acids)
Biological process (GO): actin cytoskeleton organization; substrate adhesion-dependent cell spreading; establishment or maintenance of cell polarity
Cellular component (GO): lamellipodium; cytoplasm; focal adhesion
Molecular function (GO): actin binding
Source: RefSeq, a predicted model, not a curated record
AGUAAGGCCGACCGACUCGCAGACCCGCCCCUUGGACUUCCACGCCAUAGCAGGGCGCUGUGAGAAAGGCUGGGAAGCGGCUGCCUCAGAAGAUCCCAUCCCAUCCCACCUAUUUCCCUGGGCGUGAUGCGCCCUCCCUCCCUUCCUCCGGUGACUUCUGCUUUCCAACACCGGUGGGGCUACUAACAAGUUGAAGGAGGGCGGCUAAGUGACGGGGCCGCGGCCACCUCCGAGCCCUUUCCCGGCGCCUGCCACAUGUAGCCGAGGGGCGCGUCCCGGCUGCAAAAGCGCCCGCUGCGAAAGCAGAGCAAAAGCCGCCUCGCCCCUGCCCGGUUCUCCGCUGCUGCCCUCCCGGCACACCGAUGUCCUCCGCUCCCGUGCGAUCGCCCACGCUUCGGCCCCACAGGAUGAAGAAGGACGAGUCGUUCCUGGGCAAGCUGGGCGGCACGCUAGCCAGGAAGAAGAAAGCCAAAGAGGUGACUGACCUGCAAGAAGAGGGUAAAAAUGCUAUCAAUGCACCGAUGUCCCCUGCCAUGACUGAUCUCCAUCCAGAAGACGCAUUACUAGAAGAAAAUGAAGAACGCACCAUGAUAGAUCCCAGCUCAAAGGAGGAUGCCAAGUUUAAAGAACUGAUCAAGGUUUUGAUUGACUGGGUAAAUGAUGUCCUGGUUGAAGAAAGAAUAAUUGUCAAACAGCUUGAGGAGGACGUCUAUGAUGGGCAGGUGCUGCAGAAGCUUUUGGAGAAACUAGCUGGCCACAAACUGAAUGUGGCCGAAGUGACGCAGUCAGAAAUUGGCCAGAAGCAAAAACUUCAGACUGUUCUGGAAGCUGUCCAUGAUUUACUCCGACCGCAUGGCUGGACUGUCAAGUGGAGCGUUGACUCAAUUCAUGGCAAAAACCUGGUGUCUAUUCUCCACUUGCUUGUAGCGUUGGCCAUGCACUUCCGGGCUCCCAUCCGACUUCCUGAACAUGUUUCUGUGCAAGUGGUGGUUGUAAGGAAACGGGAAGGCCUCCUUCAGACAACCCAUGUCACAGAGGAGCUCACCACCACCACAGAGAUGAUGAUGGGAAGAUUUGAGCGAGAUGCUUUUGAUACCCUCUUUGACCAUGCUCCGGAUAAACUAAGUGUAGUGAAAAAGUCCUUGAUCACUUUUGUAAACAAACAUCUAAAUAAGCUUAAUUUGGAAGUGACAGAAUUGGAAACCCAGUUUGCAGAUGGUGUUUACCUGGUAUUACUGAUGGGACUCCUUGAAGACUAUUUUGUUCCUCUUCACAAUUUCUAUUUAACACCUGAAAGUUUUGAUCAGAAGGUUCACAAUGUUUCUUUUGCUUUUGAACUGAUGCAGGAUGGAGGGUUGAAGAAGCCAAAGGCUCGACCAGAAGAUGUUGUCAACUUGGAUCUGAAAUCUACCCUAAGGGUUUUGUACAACCUGUUCACCAAAUACAAGAAUGUUGAGUGAUCUGGAUCUUCAGAACAGCCUUUUUUAGCGGGAGGGGAGGAAAUGUCUUCAUUUUCUUCCUCUUGUGUCAUAUAUUGUAUUCCCUGAUGCAUGGUGAUAUCUCUUCUUCGGUUAGCAUUUUUUCAGUGUUACUCUUUAUGCUUUGAAAUCACUCUGUGUUUUUUAAAAUGUAGUUUAAUUUCUUGAAAUAUUUCACAUUGUACUUGUUUGCUCUGCAAGAUACUGUCUCAUGUAUGCUACAUUCAACAAAAAUGUCUUGUUCCAUUAGUGGAAAAUGCAGUUAUGACUUAUUUCCAUUGAUGAGAAGAUCUGAAUAAUUUGCUCAUUUCUGAAUUCUUCAUAUCUCACUUCCAUCAUAAAUUCACGAGGUGGCUUUAGGCAAGCCAUUGUCAGCCUCAGUUUCCACAUCUGCAAUACAAAGAUUAUAACAAUACUGACCUCUUUUCAGGGCAGGGUCAUUGUAAGAUACCUAAGUCAUGAACUGCUUUGAAUACUCUAAAAGGGUAUACAGGCCCUUGGGUAAAAUGUAGACCUAUAACAUCUGGGUAUGGGUGUUGGCUGGAUGGAAUGUGGAGUUUAAUUUUAAAAAAAUGUGUGCAACUGUGAGAGUAGGAAGUAGUAGUGAUCCAUUUAGCAAGGGAGAAUUCAUUCCACCUGUGCAUAACACAAACAUGAGUCCAUCUAUUUUUCACCCACAUUUCAUUAUACAUCCCAGUUUAAGAAUAUGUAUCCCAUCCUUGUUAAUUAAGCCACACACAGUUUCAUUUAUGUAUAAGUUUUGUUUCACUGUAUUGGUUUGUGUUGAGACUGUGACCUCAGACUCUUCUGUUUAGCUUUUGAAGGCCUCGUCUGUCUUUUUGUGUCAUCUUUUUACCAUCCAGUAUUACUUCCACUGAAUACACUGUGAAUCUCAAGUGGAGCCGCUGCCUAAUUUGAAUAAAGUAGGAUUUCUUAA